AUGCAGUCUGCACAUUGUGCCCGGCGCCAAAAUUUUUGUUUGAACGCCGUGACGAGCAACGUUGCGAUUCUUGGUGAGCGGAUUCGUCCUCAUCGAAUGGUGAUCAACAUUCACAUAACCCCACGUGAGCGUGAACGACUAAUUCGGGAGGAGCGACAGCGAAGGAGAGUUGCAAGGAUUCUGCAGCAAACUUAGAAAACUGUCUCGUUAAUCUAGCAUCUAUUUCAUUUCAUGUUCGUCAACAAGCCAGCGAACAAGCUCAACUGAUUCGACAAAAUCUAAGGAAGGAGAAGGAAAACAAAGUCGAGGAACUGCGAAAAGAGCUACGACGGUCAGUAUCGGAGAAAGUCUCAGAUAUUGUUGCUGAGGAGCAAGGUAGUUCAAGAUUACCGCUUCCGUCGGAUUCGUCUUCAGUGUCUACAACUACAACUACUCGUACGCGCUCUUCUACACGAACUCCACAUCGCCAUCAUCACACAUUUACCAGGCAAGAUGCCAUUCGUGCUUUGGAACGAGGGCGCCUCGCUCAAGAUCGUCUACGCGCAGAACGUCUCGCUGCUAGGAGGGAAGCUAUAAAUGCUCUGCGGAGAAGGCGCCAGGCAAUCCAAGAUGCGAAUAAGUUUAAUAUGGCAAAUCCUACGAGUCGUUGAGAUCAAGAAGGAAGAAUGCUCACUCAAGUAUGUACUCAUUUACAAUUACUGA
Messenger RNA from Haemonchus placei, 702 nucleotides. The record is from the annotation of a GenBank genome assembly. NCBI's taxonomy places the organism in Eukaryota, Metazoa, Nematoda, Chromadorea, Rhabditida, Trichostrongylidae.